Raphanus sativus (radish) is the source of this 2021-nucleotide messenger RNA. Its product is annotated as protein phosphatase 2C 56. The transcript is spliced from 4 exons. Gene Ontology annotation, molecular function: cation binding; protein serine/threonine phosphatase activity. Gene Ontology annotation, biological process: protein dephosphorylation. The coding region runs from base 525 to 1772 and encodes 415 amino acids. The record is from RefSeq and is a predicted model, not a curated record. NCBI's taxonomy places the organism in Eukaryota, Viridiplantae, Streptophyta, Magnoliopsida, Brassicales, Brassicaceae.
AUAAAAUUAUUAAAAACAGAAGUUCUAUAACAUAAUAAAAUAAAUAAUAGUAAAUAAUAUCUAUUUAAGUAAUAACACAAAUAGCAGAUUUGAAGGGAUUCUUGCCUCUGCAUUACCUAUCUCCUCUCUCCUUUCGUUCUCCUUUUAUCUGUGAACAAAGAAGAAAAGAGAGUCUUCUUUCAACUUCUGGGUAGUUGAAUCUACAAACAGUUCUAGCUGGAAAAAUUAAUUGAAGAAAGAGAAAGAGAGAGAUACACAAUCUUUAAGAGGCUGUAACGAAUUACCCACAAUCCAGGAAACCCUGAUAAAUAUUUCCCGGGAAAGUUUCGGUGUAUCAUGAGAAUCUUGUCUCCAUACCUUCUAAUAAAGUUGAUCUCUUAAAUUUUUCCCUGUAGAAAUCUGUCGAAUUUUCGUUUUUUGUUCCAUUAAUAGAUCAACAACCAAUCUUUACAACCAACAACAACAAAAAAAAGCUCAAACCUUUUACAAAAAAAAAAUUCAAAAAAAAAAAAAACAGAGCAUCAAUGGAGGAAGUAUCACCAACCGUCGCUAUGCCUUUCAUGCCGUUCCCUGAAACUCAGCAGAUGGAGUUAGCAGGGAUCAUGCUGGGUAAAGGCUACUGCAACGGCCAAUACUCAGAGAACGGCUCGUGCUCUGUUUCUCAGUCUAGGAAAGUUUUGACCUCUCGGAUCAACUCACCUAACUUAAACAUGAAGAAGGAGUCAUCAUCAUCGGAGAUAGUCGCCGGAGAAGAGAUCAACGGCUCAGAUGAGAGACCGACGGUUGAGAAGAAGAAGAUGAUAAGCAGAACAGAGAGCAGGAGUCUGUUCGAGUUCAAGAGCGUGCCUUUGUACGGUUCGACUUCGAUCUGCGGGAGAAGACCGGAGAUGGAAGAUGCUGUCUCCACGAUACCGAGGUUCCUUCAAUCUCCGACCAACUCGAUGCUAGAUGGUCGGUUCAAUCCUCAGACGACCGCUCAUUUCUUCGGUGUCUACGACGGCCACGGCGGUUCUCAGGUAGCGAACUAUUGUAGAGAGAGGAUGCAUUUGGCUUUAGCGGAGGAGAUUGCUAAGGAAAAGCCGAUGCUCUGCGAUGGCGACACGUGGCAGGAGAAGUGGAAGAAGGCUUUGUUCAACUCGUUUCUCCGCGUUGACUCGGAGGUUGAGACGGUCGCGCCGGAGACCGUUGGGUCAACGUCGGUCGUCGCGGUUGUCUUCCCGAGUCAUAUCUUUGUCGCGAACUGCGGUGACUCUAGAGCUGUUCUUUGUCGUGGCAAAACUGCGCUUCCGUUGUCCACUGACCAUAAGCCGGAUAGAGAAGAUGAAGCGGCGAGGAUUGAAGCCGCCGGAGGGAAAGUGAUCCGGUGGAACGGAGCUCGUGUGUUCGGUGUUCUCGCCAUGUCAAGAUCCAUUGGGGAUAGGUACUUGAAACCAUCGAUCAUUCCUGAUCCGGAAGUGACGGCUGUUAGGAGAGUUAAAGAAGAUGACUGUCUGAUUCUAGCGAGUGACGGUGUUUGGGAUGUAAUGACGGAUGAGGAAGCGUGUGAGAUGGCGCGUAAGCGUAUUCUCUUGUGGCACAAGAAGAACGCUGUGGCUGGAGAUGCGUCGUUGCACACGGAUGAGAGGAGAGGGGAAGGGAAAGAUCCGGCGGCGAUGUCCGCGGCUGAGUACUUGUCAAAGCUAGCUUUACAGAGAGGAAGCAAAGACAACAUAACUGUGGUGGUUGUUGAUUUGAAGCCUCAGAGGAAAUUCAAGAGCAAACCCUUGAACUGAACCAGAGGGUCCUUUUUCUUAUUUUUAUCAAUGAAUAUGGGUCUCUCAAAGAAAAUAAUUAUAAUUUGUGCUAAAAUUAUUUUUAACUAACAAGGUAUGAUCAAAUCAUAUGACAUGUUGUAGCUUAUGUUAUGUGUUAAGCUCUUUGUCUUAAACGCUUAAACGCCCUUUGUAUUUUUCCUCCCGGGCUAAUUUGUAAUAUGGUUACAAAAUUUACAAUCUAUCUUAUGAACAUUACAACUUUUUCUA